AUGGGUAGAGUUAGAACCAAGACCGUCAAGCGUGCCUCCAAGGCUUUGAUUGAACGUUACUAUCCAAAGUUGACCAUGGACUUCCAAACCAACAAGAGAAUGUGUGACGAGAUCGCCACCAUCCAAUCUAAGAGAUUGAGAAACAAGAUUGCUGGUUACACCACUCACUUGAUGAAGAGAAUCCAAAAGGGCCCAGUUAGAGGUAUUUCUUUCAAGCUACAAGAAGAAGAAAGAGAGAGAAAGGACCAAUACGUCCCAGCUGUCUCCGCUUUGGACUUGUCUCACUCUAAGGGUGUCUUGAACGUUGACAACCAAACCGCCGACUUGGUCAAGAACUUGGGCUUGAAAUUGCCUUUGUCCGUCUCCAACGUCUCUGCUCAAAGAGAAAGACGUUACAGAAGAAGAAACUAA
Molecule: messenger RNA, 411 nt
Organism: Lachancea dasiensis
Lineage: Eukaryota; Fungi; Ascomycota; Saccharomycetes; Saccharomycetales; Saccharomycetaceae
Source: the annotation of a GenBank genome assembly